This is a messenger RNA of Erpetoichthys calabaricus (reedfish), 9966 nucleotides long. It is a transcript of the gene fbn2a, whose product is annotated as fibrillin 2a. Gene Ontology annotation, molecular function: calcium ion binding. The coding region runs from base 289 to 8898 and encodes 2869 amino acids. NCBI's taxonomy places the organism in Eukaryota, Metazoa, Chordata, Cladistia, Polypteriformes, Polypteridae. The transcript is spliced from 65 exons. The record is from RefSeq and is a predicted model, not a curated record.
GCAUUCGCCACCUGAAGGUCCCCUCGGUAAAGCCGGAGCAGGGCGAACAGGCGGGCUGGCGGUGCCCUGACGCUUAUUUUCUGUGCCCCUUCGCGUGUCUCCUCAGUGAGCCUACAGCCCGCGAUAAAAGCAUGUGACUGAUGAGAGAGCGCCGAGCGAGCGAGCGAGCCAGUGAGCGUGUGCUGUGUGAGCUGCCAGUCACCUCGGCGCGCCGGACCCGCGCUUUUCCUUCUCUCUCUCUCUCUAUCUCUCUAUCUAUCUCCAGCAUCAGCUCUCCCGCUCCUUAGGAUGGUGCUAUACGGUGCUACGAAGUGCCUCCUCGGGUGGCUCGCUGUAUCAAGCAUGGUGGCGAAUGAAGUGGAUGGUCAAGCGGCUGGACACUAUGGCAAUGGAAGAAGGAAGCAAGACGAACUGAUGAAACCGCCGGCGGAUGGAGUGAGGAGAAGAAGACCGCAGGAUGUGCUUCGAGGACCAAAUGUUUGUGGAUCUCGCUUUCAUUCUUACUGCUGCCCUGGCUGGAAAACAUUACCUGGAGGAAACCAGUGCAUUUUGCCCAUUUGCCGAAACAGUUGUGGAGAUGGAUUUUGCUCGCGUCCGAACAUGUGCACUUGCCCUAAUGGAAAAAUAUCUCCAACAUGUGGAACAAAAUCUACACAGCAAUGCAACAUAAGGUGCAUGAAUGGGGGUAUCUGCUCUGAGGAACAGUGCAAGUGCCAGAAAGGAUAUACUGGAACAUACUGUAGCCAGCCUAUCUGUGACAAUGACUGCCAGAAUGGAGGCCGCUGUGUUGGACCAAAUCGCUGUGCUUGUGUUUAUGGUUUUACUGGUCCCCAGUGUGAAAGAGAUUACAGAACUGGGCCAUGCUUUACUUACAUCAACAACGAGAUGUGCCAGGGUCAGCUAACUGCUGUAAUCUGCACCAAGACUCUCUGCUGUGCUACGGUUGGACGAGCAUGGGGUCACCCUUGUGAGAUUUGUGCACCACAGCCACAGCCCUGUAGACGUGGCUUCUUAGCCAAUAUUCGAACAGGAGCCUGUCAAGAUGUUAAUGAGUGCCAGGCUAUUUCAGGUAUUUGCCUAGGUGGAAACUGUCUCAAUACAAUUGGGUCCUAUGAGUGCAAGUGUUCUGCUGGCUACAGGCAGGAUGAAGCAACUCAAAAAUGUGAAGAUGUAGAUGAAUGUGAUGCUCUCCCUGAUAUAUGCAAUGGAGGACAAUGUGUCAAUACCAUGGGAAGUUAUUUCUGCAACUGCCCAGAGGGUUAUGUAACUUCAAUGGACAGUAUUCACUGUGUUGAUCAGAGAAUGGGGAGGUGCUACACCAGUCUGUUGAAUACCCACUGUUCUCAGGAGCAUCCAAUUCCCCUUACAAAAACCCAGUGCUGCUGUGAGACUGGGAGUUGUUGGUCCUCAGGACUCGAGCCAGAGAAGUGUCCUGUCCAAGGUUCAGAAGCGCACCAUUUAAUGUGCACAGAAAGCCUACCUGAAUUCAUUUCAGAAUUCAAACGUGUUUUGCCAGAUGGACCAGGUGACGUAGAGUCAGAUUCAAGACAUCCUUUAAGUGGUGGCAAUGGUCCUGGUCCAGCAGUCGUGGGUGAGCACUCCAUAUCUUAUACAUUUUUGGUAUAUUUGUGUGUGUAUGCAGGAAUUUUGCCUAACUCAAAUUUGGAAUCUCUUUCAGUAGCUCUCAACCAAAGCACUAAUCCUUGCCAUCAGUUCAGCAAUAUGUGUGUAAAUGGCCAUUGUGUUCCCCUUGCAUCAAGCUUCCGAUGUGUAUGCAGUGAGGGUUUCCAGGCAGAUCCACAAGGUGAAUGUUUAGAUAUUGAUGAAUGCAGCUGUAGCCCUUGCUCAAAUGCAGAUUGUGUAAAUACUCCCAGCUCAUACUACUGCAGGUGUCAUACAGGUUUCCAGCACUCCCCCAUCAGGCAGACCUGCACAGAUAUUGAUGAGUGCCUGCAGAAUGGAAUCCUCUGCAGAAAUGGCCGCUGUGUUAAUACAGAAGGCAGUUUCCAGUGCAUUUGCAAUGUAGGCUUUUAUCUAAGUUCAGAUGGCAUGAGUUGUGUGGAUCAAGAUGAGUGUGUUAACAGGAACAUGUGCCUCAAUGGAAUGUGCAUCAAUGAAGAAGGAAGCUUCAGGUGCAUCUGCAAGCCAGGCUUUUCCCUGGCCUCCAAUGGUCACUAUUGCCUGGAUAUCGAUGAAUGCCAGACAGCAGGAAUAUGCAUGAAUGGCCGCUGCAUUAACUUGGAAGGCUCAUUCAGAUGCCAGUGUCUUGCAGGCCUUGCUGUUGGAGUGGAUGGAAGGUUUUGUCUUGACACUCACAUAAAGAGUACUUGUUAUGGAGCCAUCCAGAAAGGUGUUUGCGUGAAUCCAUUUCUUGGGACCUUCACCAAAUCUGAAUGCUGUUGUGCAAAUGUGGAUUACAACUUUGGAGAGCCGUGCCGACCCUGCCCACCCAUGAACUCAGCUGAGUUUCAAGCACUGUGUAUCAGCGGACCUGGAUUCUCAGUGGAAGGAAAAGAUAUUAAUGAGUGUGCUUUGAAUCCUGAUGUUUGCUCCAAUGGAAUAUGUGAAAAUCUGCGUGGAAGCUACAGGUGUACCUGCAAUAUUGGCUAUGAAUCUGAUGCCACUGGCAAGAUGUGCAUUGACAUUGAUGAGUGUGUAGUGAACAGGAGACAGUGUGAAAAUGGCUUAUGCCAGAACAAUCCUGGAAGUUUUACCUGUACCUGCCCCAAAGGUUACUUCUUCCAGCCAGAAUUCGAUACAUGUGAAGAUAUCAAUGAGUGCACUAGCAACCCCUGUGUUAAUGGAAUCUGCAGAAACAAUGGUGGUUCUUUCACUUGUGAGUGCUCCACAGGAACCAAGCUUGGCUUGACUGGCUUGGUCUGUAUAGACAGUUUGAGAGGAAAUUGCUGGCUGAACAUUCAAGAUGGUCGCUGUGAGGUGAACAUUAAUGGAGCCACCAUCAAAUCAGAGUGUUGUGCUACAUUAGGAGUGGCAUGGGGUAGCCCCUGUAUUCCUUGUGAGAUAGAUUCAGCAUGCCCAAGAGGAUUUGCCCGAGUCAGAGGUGUAGCAUGUGAAGAUGUCAAUGAGUGUCAGGUUUUUCCAGGCAUUUGCCCAAAUGGCCAUUGUGUCAACACCAAAGGUUCAUUUCUAUGCCAGUGCCUUGAAGGUCUCACCUUAGAUGCCACAGGCAGGCUGUGUAUGGACAUACGGCUAGAGCAGUGCUACCUGACCUACAAUGAGGGUGAAUGCUCCAAGCCCAUGUUGGGCAGAUUCCAAAGAGAUGCCUGCUGCUGCUCAGUUGGAGCUGCCUGGGGUGUGUACUGUGAGGAGUGUCCAAACCCAGGCAGUGGUAACUUUGACAGCCUUUGCCCACGUGGUCUGGGGUUUGCCAACAGAGGAGAAAUCACAAACAGACCAUUUUACAAAGAUAUUAAUGAAUGCAAAACUUUUCCCAGUAUUUGCACUCACGGCAAAUGUCGCAACACUAUUGGCAGCUUCAGGUGUUACUGUGACAGUGGAUUUGCCAUUGAUGCAGAAGAACGAAACUGCACAGACAUUGACGAGUGUCAAAUCUCUCCAGACCUUUGUGGGAAUGGCAUCUGUGUAAACACUGCAGGAACUUUUGACUGUGAGUGUUUCCCUGGAUUUGAAAGUGGAUUCAUGAUGAUGAAAAAUUGCAUUGACAUCAAUGAAUGUGAGAGGAAUCCUCUUCUUUGCCAAGGAGGCACCUGCAAAAACACAGAUGGCAGCUACAUAUGUCUUUGUCCUACUGGAUAUCAACUGUCUCUUGCAGGAGAUGCUUGCAUCGAUAUCAAUGAGUGUGACCUAAGUGAUAGCCUGUGCAGGAAUGGAAAAUGUGUGAACAUUAUGGGCACUUAUCAGUGCUUAUGUGCUCCCGGAUAUCAAGUUACCCCUGAGCGACAGUCCUGUGUUGAUAUUGAUGAGUGCUCCAUUGGAAAUGGGGAAUGUGAAGCCAACUGUAGCAAUUCAGAAGGCAGCUAUAAGUGCAGUUGCAAUGAAGGUUACACUCUGCUUCCAGAUGAAAGAAAUUGUGCAGACAUUGAUGAAUGUGAGGACAACAUAGAUAUUUGUGAUGGAGGACAGUGCACAAAUAUUCGUGGUGAAUAUCGUUGCCUCUGCUUUGAUGGUUUUAUGGCAUCCAUGGAUAUGAAGACCUGUGUCGAUGUUAAUGAAUGUGAUUUAAAUGCCAACAUUUGCAUGUUUGGGGAGUGUGAGAACACCAAAGGUUCAUUCACCUGCCAUUGCCAGCUGGGCUAUUCUGUCAAGAAAGGAGCAACAGGCUGUACAGAUAUUGAUGAGUGUGGAAUUGAAGCUCAUAAUUGUGACAUUCAAGCUUCAUGCAUUAACAUGCCUGGCAGUUUCAGCUGCAGUUGUCAAGAAGGCUGGGUGGGCACUGGAGUCAAGUGUACAGACCUUAAUGAAUGUGCAAAUGGGAGUCACCUGUGUAGCUCCAAUGCCCAGUGUCUGAACACACCAGGAUCAUACCAUUGCACCUGUUCUGAGGGAUUCACAGGGGAUGGAUACACAUGUUCAGAUAUGGAUGAGUGUAUGGAGAAUAGUAACCUCUGUGAAAAUGGCAGGUGUCUGAAUACACCUGGGCUGUACCAUUGUGAGUGUGAUAUGGGCUUCUCGCCUGCCACUGACAGGAGAUCUUGCCAAGAUAUCAAUGAAUGCUUAUUCCAAAAUAUUUGUGUAUUUGGCAUAUGCAAAAAUCUCCCAGGCAUGUUCAGGUGCAUUUGCAAUGAUGGUUAUGAACUUGAUCGGACAGGAGGUAACUGCACAGAUAUAGAUGAAUGUACAGAUCCAAUCAAUUGUGUUAAUGGAAUAUGUGUAAACAGUCCUGGAGGAUAUCAGUGUAACUGUCCGCCUGAAUUUGAGCUAAUCCCAACUGGAGUUGGUUGUGUGGACAUUCGAUUUGGUUACUGUUACUUGGACUUUGAAUACAGUGAAGAUGGUAGUCUGUCUUGCAGCAGACAAAUAGGGUUUGCUGUUACUCGUUCCUCUUGCUGCUGCUCACAAGGAAAAACCUGGGGAAAUCCCUGUGAACUCUGUCCACGUAUCAAUACAACUGAAUACAAAACAUUGUGUCCAGGAGGUGAAGGCUUUAAACCUAACCCUAUUACCAUUAUCCUGGAAGAUAUUGAUGAAUGUGAGGAGCUGCCAGGACUAUGCCAGGGUGGAAGCUGUUUGAAUACAUUUGGCAGUUUCAUGUGUCAGUGCCCAGCAGGAUACUAUCUUAGUGAAGAAAGUCAUAUUUGUGAAGAUGUUGAUGAGUGUGUUGCUUACAGUAACAUUUGUGGCCCUGGCACAUGCUACAAUACAUUGGGCAAUUACACCUGCAUAUGUCCUCCCGAGUACAUGCCUAUCAAUGGAGGAAACAGUUGCUUGGAUAUGAGAAAAAGUCUAUGCUACCGAAACUACAAUGGAACAUCUUGCGAGAAUGACCUGCCUUUCAGUCUCACAAAGCAACUGUGCUGCUGUUCUUAUAAUAUAGGAAAAUCCUGGAAUAAGAAUUGUGAAGCUUGUCCAAUUCCUGGGUCAUCUGAAUAUCGUGUGCUGUGUGGUAAUGUUGUGCCUGGAUUUACUUUUCACAUCCAUACUGGUAAAGCAAUGGACAUUAAUGAGUGUCAGGAAAUUCCUGGGAUUUGCAUGAAUGGUGUCUGCAUUAACAUGAUUGGCAGCUUCCGCUGUGAAUGUCCAACUGGUUUCAGCUACAAUGACCUGAUCUUAGGUUGCGAAGAUAUAGAUGAGUGCAGCAAUAGAGGUAUCUGCCAACAGCAUGCAGAUUGUAUCAACAGUCCAGGCAGUUAUCGCUGUGAAUGUUCAUCUGGGUUUAAACUUUCACCUAUAGGAUCAUGUAUAGAUUAUAAUGAGUGCCUUGAAAUUCCAAACAUCUGCAGUCAUGGCGAAUGUGUUGACUUGCUGGGGAGCUAUCAUUGCGUUUGUCAUUCUGGCUUCAAGGCUACUCCAGAUCAGAAAAUGUGUAUUGAUACAGAUGAAUGUGAGAGGCAGCCAUGUGGAAAUGGAACUUGUAAGAACACCAUAGGUUUUUAUAACUGCCUGUGCCACCCUGGCUUUGAGCUGACCCUCAGCAAUGACUGCACUGAUAUCGAUGAAUGCAGAACCUUAUUGGGACAUGUGUGUCGACAUGGGCAGUGUAUUAACAGUGUUGGCUCUUUCCACUGUUUGUGUGAAGAUGGAUACGAACUUACACCAGAGGGAAGGAACUGCAUUGAUAUGAAUGAAUGUGUUUUAUUUCCUGGAACUUGCUUUCCUGGGACAUGCCAGAAUCUUGAUGGAACUUUCCAAUGCAUUUGUCCUCGGGGAUAUGAAGUUCAAAAUGAAAACUGUAUUGACAUUAAUGAGUGUGAAGAAGACCCUUAUAUUUGCCUAUUUGGAACUUGUGUAAAUAAUCCGGGAAGUUUCCAAUGCAUCUGUCAGCCUGGCUUUGUCUUAUCAGAAAAUGGAAGAACCUGUUUUGAUAAACGAGAAAAGUUUUGUUUCACGAAGUUUGAGAAUGGAAGGUGUUCUGUGCCUAUAGCAUUUAACACCACAAAAGCCAAAUGCUGCUGCAGUAACAUACCAAGGGAAGGCUGGGGAGAUCCCUGUGAACUCUGCCCUCAGGAAGGACAAGAAGCUUUCCAAAUACUUUGUCCUUUUGGUUUUGGUACCAUUGAAGAUAUUAGUGGCACACGAGAAGAUGUAAAUGAAUGUGUGGAAAACCCUGGCAUCUGCUUAAAUGGCCACUGCAUCAACAUGGAUGGCUCUUUCCGUUGUGAAUGCCCAGUGGGUUAUGGCUUGGAUGUCAGUGGCAUCAGCUGUGUGGAUCUAGAUGAGUGUUCAGUUGGAAAUCCUUGUGGAAAUGGGACCUGUUCAAAUGUGUUGGGUGGAUUUGAGUGCAACUGUAAUGAUGGCUUUGAGCCUGGUCCUAUGAUGACUUGUGAGGAUAUUAAUGAAUGUACUGACAAUCCCUUAUUGUGUGCCUUCCGAUGCAUCAAUACCUAUGGAAGCUACGAGUGUAUCUGCCCUGUAGGUUAUAUCCUGCGUGAGGACAGGAAGAUGUGCAGAGAUCUGGAUGAAUGCACAGAGGGAUUUCACAACUGUGAAUAUAGAGGCAUGAUUUGUAAGAACCUGAUUGGAACUUUUCUGUGUGUUUGCCCACCUGGAAUGAUCAACAGUCUAGAUGGAGAAAGAUGCCAAGAUGAGAAUGAAUGUUACACAAAACCUGGAGUUUGCGAAAAUGGUCGCUGCCUGAAUACACAUGGCAGCUAUGCAUGUGACUGCAAUGAGGGCUUUAAAUUAGCAGCAACUGGCACAAAUUGCAUUGACCACAGACAAGGGUUUUGCUUCACUGAAGUAUUGCAGACCAUGUGCCAGAUGUCUUUCAGCAGUCGAAAUUUGUCUAUAAAAUCUGAAUGUUGCUGCAGUGGUGGGAAAGGCUGGGGAAACCAAUGUGAACUCUGCCCACUGCUUGGAACAGGGCAUUAUAAGAAGCUAUGUCCUCAUGGUCCUGGAUACAACAUAGGUGGUAAAGAUAUAAAUGAGUGUGAAGUUAUGAGCAAUCUGUGCAAAAAUGGACAAUGCAUCAAUACCAUUGGCUCCUUUAGGUGCCUUUGCCAGCUGGGCUAUGUCAUGGAUUUGACUGGGACUACUUGUGUGGAUAUGAACGAAUGUCUUCAGUCUCCAAAGCCAUGUAGUUUUAUCUGUAAGAAUAUAGAGGGCAACUACCUUUGUUCAUGCCCUCAUGGAUAUAUUUUGCAGGAUGAUGGGAAAACUUGCAGAGAUCUCGAUGAGUGUAAGACCAAACAACACAACUGCCAGUUCCUCUGUGUCAACACUAUUGGAGGCUUUACCUGUAAAUGUCCAUCUGGAUUUACUCAGCAUCACACAGCCUGUAUUGAUAACAAUGAAUGUGCGUCUCAGCCUUCACUCUGUGGAUCCAAAGGGAUUUGUCACAACAACCCAGGCAGCUUUCGUUGUGAGUGUCAACGAGGUUACUCUCUGGAUUCCAGCGGCCGCAAUUGUAAUGAUAUAGAUGAAUGCAAAAGCCAGCACAGAUGCAAACAUGGGUGUCAGAACACAGCAGGGGGGUACAGAUGUAGCUGUCCGCAGGGCUACAACCAGCACUACCAGUGGAACCAAUGUGUUGAUGAGAACGAGUGCGCUGAUCCAAAGAGGUGUGGAGCUGCCUUGUGCUACAAUACUCUAGGAAGCUACAGGUGCUCUUGUCGAUCUGGUUAUUCAUUUAAUGAGCUAACAGCUUCCUGCCAUGACAUUAAUGAAUGUGAAACUUUUAAGAAUCCCUGUAAUUAUGGAUGCUCAAAUACAGAAGGAGGGUAUAUGUGCAGUUGUCCACCUGGGUAUUACAGAGUGGGACAAGGUCACUGUGUUUCUUCAGUGGUGCUACACCAGGAUCAGUUCUUGACCCCAGUGGGUGAGGCCACUGAGGAAGAAGCCUUGUUUCUAGAAGCUUGCUAUGAAUGCAAGGUCAAGGAUCUCCCAAAGAAAGAUCUCAGAAGGAGAAGGAGUACUAAUGAAACAGAGCUCUUCAAGGAGGCACCGGUCAGCCUGGACAGCUUGGACAAUCAAGUACCACUCAGGUUACAUCUUAAUAUUUCCCACUUGAGUAGCAAGCAACACAUCAUGGAGUUUAUUCCUGCAACCGAGUCUCUCAACAACAAGGUUCAAUAUAGCAUUUCAUUGGGCAAUAAUGACAGCCUCUUUCGCAUCACCCAGCGUGCUGGCCUCAGCUAUCUGCACACAAGCAAGAAGAAGUUGUCUCCAGGAACCUAUAGGCUAGAGGUGAUAAGUGAGAACCAUCUAGAAGGACAGACAGACAGAAGUCUUCAUCUGCAAUUGCUCAUUGAACUGGAGUGAACAGCUCAUGGAACUCUCAGCCGAGAUACCUCUUAUUAAAGAAUAGAAAAGCAGGGUAUAAGAUGUAAGUCAAGCUCUAAAGGAGCUUCUGCUUGGUAACUGCUUAAGGACUUUUACUCAAGGUUUGUUUCUUUUCCCUUAAUGCCCUACCUAUUACUUAGUUCACUAUUGAUUGAAUUUAUACACAGCAUGAUUGUUCUGCAAAGGUCCCAGAGCCUCUCAGGGUAUCACUGCCAACUUGUCUUACCUGAUCUUGGCAUCAGAGCACAGGAUGUAACAAGCAGACAAAGCGCUAGAAUUCAUAUGGAGAGGAAUGCCCUUAGAGAUUUUAAUUUAUCACUCAGCAGCAUGCAAGGUGAUCACAUGUUGCUGCGUUUGUGAUACUUCCUUUGACAUAACUAAGAAAUAGUAUAUCAACAUAUUUAUUAAAAUUAAUCAAAAAAAGGAAUAGUCAGAUUAGAGCACACUGUUCACUUCACACAAAGACACACUUUACAUUUUGCUUUGCAGUUUGGAUGCAGAAGAAAAUUAAACAUUUUUCCUCUUUGUACAGCAGAAAGGUAACAGAUGACUCCUUAUUCUGUGCCACCAUAAGCUUAUGACCCAUGGCAUGUCAUUCACACUGCUAAUAAUGGUUUAUUAUGACUUUGCUGAAAUGGGAGGUUAUAGGAGAGGCCAAGUCGGGUGGCUGAAGAAUGCAGAGAGAGAAUAGCAGCUUACUGUAUGUGCUGCUCAGAGCGGGCAAGUCAGAGCGGUAUGAGAAGAACAAAUACAUUGCAUAAUUACCGUAUAGUAAACUCCUGUAUUUCGAGAAAAGCACAGGUGACAUGUGAGCAUUGGGCAUUCAUAAGGUUCAUGUGUGUUUUUAAGUACAUGUGAUUAUGCUGUUGACCAACUGAAUGUUCGGAUAUACUUUGGUUCUUUCUACCUUGUGCGUACCUCCUCAGGUUAAUCUGUACUGUAUUUCUCAUCAACAACAUCAAUACCUCAAACUUAGCUGGGUAACUGACUACACAGUAACUGGUGCUACAUGGCAUGGUGCUUCUAAAUAACAUUAAUGAGGGACCA